This is a messenger RNA of Seminavis robusta, 3822 nucleotides long. Lineage: Eukaryota; Bacillariophyta; Bacillariophyceae; Naviculales; Naviculaceae. The record is from the annotation of a GenBank genome assembly.
AUGUCGUCGUCUUUGUUCGGCCGAAGAAACACCCAACAGGGUCGGAGCCGACCAUCCUCUUUCAGCGGCAAUGGUUCGAGGAACAAUGGAUCGUCCGUUCGGAGGCAACCUUCUUCUUCUUCAAACGGCUUUGGUGGCGGAAGACAAAGCCAAGGACAGAUUCUGGUGCAAAGGCCGCCCUCACAGCACGCUCGUCGCGCACCACAAAGCAAGCAGCAACAAGAACAGCAACAAAGUCAAGAAUCCAUUAUGAAAGACUUGAAACUCUUACAUGACUUCCAACAAAGCUCGCAACGAAACCUCGAACAAGCCCAACGCUCCAAGGAGCAAAAGGAAGCUCGGCGCUCGGAAAAGGAACGAACUUUGGAAAGUCGCAGAUACGCCAAUGGAGAGCAGCGAGUACAGAUUGAGCGUCAACGUGCAAUGCUGGGAAUCAGCCAUCGCUUGGUGACGAGUCGGAAGAACGAUCGAGGGCGUGCAAGCAACGACGUUCGCGACUUCAACAGCGCUCUCACGAACGCUCUCAAGAACUCGCGAAACAACAGCACCGUCCAGCGCAAGAUCCUCGAGUUCCUCGUCACAUUGACCGAAAGCGCCGACAAACUCAAGGAACUCCAGAAGAAGGCAAAGGACAAGCCGAAGCGACUGGAGAGAGUACGCGACCGUGCCGCAAAGAAGCUGGAAAGCCUUCGCGACAGUGUCCGAAACGAGGACGAACGAUCGAGAGUGUUCGACGCGGAGAUUGCCCAAGUGAGACAAAAGAUCGCAGAACUACAAGACGAGCUUCACAAAACAACAUCCAAUGAAGCAUCUUCCAGAACUUCCUUGCAACGACUCUGUGCCCAAAUCGACGAGAGCGCCGCUCAACAGGCAAAGGCCGUGGAUGCACUCAAGAAAGCAAUCAAAUCCCGUGAGGAAGCAGAAGCUGAAAGCGGUGCCUUGGACGAGCAAAUGCAGUCGAGUGUGUCCCGCAUCACGCAAGCGUCCACCAACCUACAGGAAAAGCUCUUUAGCAUUCACGAGGAUGCCGGGUUCGAACGAAGAGACAUGAUGGCGGGAACUGUCCACAUUGAAUCAUUGGUGACGGAGCAACAAGAAUCCUUGGAAAAGACUCGAGCAAAGAAGCAGCGUCUUCUCGACUCUGUAAACAGUCUCAAGGAGAAGAAAUCUUCUUGCGACACGAGGGAAUCGGCAGUACGAGCGACAAUCACAAAACUUUCCCACGAAACUCACCAAUUGGACAUUGAAGAGACGGAACGACGCAGCAAACUGGAGGAGCGCCAUGCGGAGCUUCAAGCCACUGAAAAGGAGAUUGACAAUCUUCGCCAGUCUCUUGUGGGCAUCAAAGAAAGUAGAGACAAGUAUCGAAGUCAGGCCGAGGAGAGUGUCAAGGAGAAGCUCGAGGCAAUCGAGAAGGAGACACUGCAGAUUGCAACACUGACUACGGAACUCAACAACCACUCAGAGAACUUGGAGAUUCAAAAGCAGAACUGGUCGCAGGCGAAGAAAUCCAACGACGACAAGAAGAAUACUACCACUACCCUUGUGGAAGACGCCAGAAUGCAAUUGGACAAGGUCAAAUCUGACUGGGCUCAUGUAGCGUCGCUCAACGAAAAGCUGUCAGCUCUCGAGCAGCAACAAACGCUAAUCCGAAAGACCGAAACCGAAAAGUUGGAGGCUGAGAUUUCGAAGAUUCUGGACGAUCAUCCUGCACUGCAAGACAUAUCAAUCGACGAACACGUGUCUUCCGAUUCCCAACUUGACAACCAAGCAAACAUCUGCCUCGAGCCAAUCGUCGAAGCCUUGGCCAAGGAAAUCGAAGAUGCUUCGACCAAAGCCACCGAAACUCGCAAGGCUCUCAUCGCAGAAGAGACCCGACUCCGAGAGGAAGCGGCAAGGAAGGCCCAGGAGGAGGCUAAGAGGAAGGCCGACGAGGAAGCAGAAGCUAAGAGGAAGGCUCAAGAGGAAGAGGAGCGCCGCAAGGAAGAAGCUGCCAGGAAGGCCCGGGAAGAAGCUGCCAGGAAGGCCCAGGAAGAGGCAGCAAGGAAGGCCAAGGAGAUUGAGGAAGCUGAGGAACGCCGCAAGGAAGAAGCUGCCAGGAAGGCCCAGGAAGAGGCAGCAAGGAAGGCCAAGGAGAUUGAGGAAGCUGAGGAACGCCGCAAGGAAGAAGCUGCCAGGAAGGCCAAGGAGAGAGAGGCAGCCGAGGAACGUCGCAAGGAGAGAGAAGCAGCCGAGGAACGUCGCAAGGAAGAGGCAGCAAGGAAGGCCGAGGAGAUUGAGGAAGCUGAGGAACGUCGCAAGGAGAGAGAAGCAGCUGAGGAACGUCACAAGAAAGAAUCUGCCAGGAAGGCCCAGACAGAGGCUGACAGGAAGGCCCUGGAAGAGGAUCAAAGGAAGGCUAAGGACAGAGAGGCAGCCAAGGAACGUCGCAAGGAAGAAGCUGCCAGGAAGGCCAAGGAGAAAGAAGCAGCCAAGGAACGUCGCAAGGAAGAAGCUGCCAGGAAGGCAAAGGAGAAACGUCGCAAGGAAGAAGAAAAGAGCAGUCGUAAGGACCAGACAGAGAAGCGCGAGCAAACGAAACCAGCCGACGAGCAGUGCGCGGAUGCGGACGAGAAACGCAAACGCCCCUCCAACAGACCUGUGCAGCCCGCCAAAAAGCAAGCGACUUCGGAAGGAAAGGGGAAGCCAGAUGUACCCAGCACUGGGGACGCUAGAAAGCAAGGACGCAAACGACAGCAAGAGAAAGCAAGCCAGGUACAAAGCUCAAACGAGAAUAAGCCAGAGACUCUCCCCCCAGCCAAGGCGACCAAGCGCAAGAAGAGUGCAAGUACGAGCGAGGGCAGCACCAAACGCGAUCGCGGGGAUGACGAUGCAACCUCGAAGCGACACGCCAAGGAUGGGAACCGGACUGGUCAAGUUGAUCAGGACAGAGGCUACAUCGCAGCCGUGCGCCAGCAGAACUCGCGCACUGUGAAGGGACCGAAGCACCGCGAUACCUCAACCCGUACCCCCGCCAAACCUUCCAUACUCGCAACACCGAACCAUCCAUCAUCAUCUCUGAGACCCGCCGGUUCGAGCGCGAAGCGUGGACUCAAAGUAAGCUUCAUGGAAUCUCCAUUUGCGGAUCAAACUGAUGAUGACAAAUCGACUUUGGACGCCCACGAUGAAAUGGAAUAUAGAGACUCUGAUGACGAGUCCGAUUCUGAGCCUGUGACGGUUGGAAACAAAGCGAAGGGCGUAGAGAAACCCAGUUCGCGACGCGGACGCAACAAGGCGCGCAAAGAAGAGACCCAGGACAAUGGCGGUGUGCUCGCGCAGCUAGGAAGUGGCGGCGUUUCACGCGAUAAGCAAUCGACCGCAGUGUCCCGGUCGUCUUCCAAACCCAAAGCUUUGAGCAGAUCUUCAAGCAAGGCUACGUCAAGUCGGUCCAAUCCUGAGGAAGGACGUGUCAUGGAUGCAAGCAGCAGCAGCAAGACGAAGAAGAAACAGCAACCAGCAGCAUCCACCAGCAAGCGAACGGAUCUUUCUGACCACAAAACCAAACGGGCGAAAUCGUCCGCGUCCAAGCCUGGUACGUCGAGCCGACCUUCGAAGGAGUCAGGAAAGCACAGCUAUUCCGGACUCUCGUCUUCGCAGUCGAAAAAGUCCUCUUCGGACAAGAAGCGCGACAGAUCCGAUGGUCAGGGCUCGAGUGGCAGUCGAAAGAAACCCAAAUCUUCGGCGGAGCCUGCUGCAAUCAAGCGACGACGCAAAUCGAAGAAAAAGGACGGUGAUGCCGUCAAACGCAAAACCAAGGAGGACACCCUCAACUUUUCGUUCUAG